This is a messenger RNA of Puma concolor (puma), 570 nucleotides long. NCBI's taxonomy places the organism in Eukaryota, Metazoa, Chordata, Mammalia, Carnivora, Felidae. The record is from RefSeq and is a predicted model, not a curated record.
AAAGACAUGAAACAUCGGCUGGGUUUCCUGCUGCAGAAAUCUGAUUCCUGCGAACAUAAUUCUUCCCACAGCAAGAAGGACAAAGUGGUGGUUUGUCAGAGGGUGAGCCAAGAGGAAGUAAAAAAAUGGGCUGAAUCACUGGAAAACCUGAUUAGCCAUGAAUGUGGGCUGGCGGCUUUCAAAGCUUUCUUGAAGUCUGAAUACAGCGAGGAGAACAUUGACUUCUGGAUUAGCUGUGAAGAGUACAAGAAAAUCAAAUCGCCCUCCAAACUGAGUCCCAAGGCGAAAAAGAUCUAUAAUGAAUUCAUCUCAGUCCAGGCCACUAAAGAGGUAAACCUGGAUUCUUGCACCAGGGAGGAGACUAGCCGGAACAUGCUGGAGCCCACGAUAACCUGCUUUGACGAGGCCCAGAAGAGGAUUUUCAACCUGAUGGAAAAGGAUUCCUACCGCCGCUUCCUCAAGUCCCGAUUCUAUCUUGAUUUGGCCGACUCCUCCAGCGCUGGCUCAGAGAAGCAGAAAGGAGCCAAGAGUCCCGCAGACUGUCCUUCUCUGGUCCCUCAGUGCGCCUGA